GCUCUUCCAAGAUGGCGGUGGUUUACUUGCAAUUUUUACGAUUAAUUUUACUUUAUCUUUUCUUGUCUAUACUGCUUUUUUCGUUAACGUAUUGCCUGUAUGAAGAUCAAAUUGGAUUUUUCGAUUGGAGAAAAAGAUUUGUAGGGAAACUAAAUUACGUAAAUUUUGAUGGAUCGGCUGCAAAUAACAAGAGAAUUAUCGUAUCUUCCGAAGAAAACGUUUUGGCUGCACUGAACUCAAGAACCGGUAAUCUUAUAUGGCGUCGUGUACUAGAAAGAAGUAAUAAUACUAUUGACAAACUGCUUUAUUUUUCGGAAACCUUGAUUAGUUUAUCUGGACACGGAAAGUUUUUACGUUCUUGGGAUCCGGCGAAUGGAAAUAUCAUUUGGGAAAACACAUUUGGAGUUGAUGAGAGUUUGAUGAAGAAGCCAUUGGCGCGUGGUUUAAAGUCUGUUGAUGCGAUUGUCUCUGAUGAACAUACGCAAAACGUCUUUGCUAUGGCUGGGAAUAAUGUCAAGGCUUACUCUAUUGCUUCCGGAAAAGAAAUUUGGGUGAAGGAAGAAACGUUAGAUAGAUAUUUAUUUGGUUUAAUGUUCAAUGAUGACAGUUUAUUCACUCUUGGCAGUCAGAAUGAUGAAAUAUUCAUGCAGAAACUGAAUAUUGAGACAGGGAAGGAAGAAAACGUCCACACAGUUGUUGUUCCAUGGCUAUUUCAUAAAGAAACCUCUUGUAUAUUUAUCUCUAAUGUUCUCAUGUGUGCUGACCCUGUUGAAAAAAUUUUACAUACAUUACAAUUACAGAGUGAAGGAAUUUCAGUUCAGAGCACUCAAAUUUCAUCACUAUCUUCAAAGGUUUUAAAAAAUGUUGAAAAACUGACUCUAUAUCUCCCACACUCACUUUCAAUAACUCAGAGUCGCAGAGAAUGUGUUUUGCAAUUGUCAGAAAAACAUUCAAUGUUGUUAAAGUUGAACGAAGACAAUUCGAUAGUAUUACUGCAGGAAUACAAUGAAGAAAUGUUGUUUCAUACUUCAUCUUUUGGUGCUGAGGUGUUGUUGAUGACAGCAACAUUGUCAACCAGUGGUAUGGAGUUAAAAUGUUAUAAUGGUGACACAAUGUCUGAGAUUGAAGAUAUGGUACAAACAUUGUCUUUUCCAUCGCACCAUGGCAAGCCUGUCAACAUAUUCACUCAUUUCUUUUUACGUAAAGAUAAUUCAAUUGGUUACAGAGUCUUAACAAUAUUUGAAGACUACUCAGUCUCACUCUCACAGCAUACUGGUCGUAUAUUUUGGACAAGAGAAGAAUCCUUGGCUUCUAUUACUGCUGUUGAAAUGAUAGAGUUGCCUGUUUCUCCACAACAAGCAAACUUUGAAGCCUUGCAGAGAGAGUUUGGUUACCAUCAUGAUGGAAAAGUCUUUUCAAUGUUCUCUCAACGAAUCCAGGCCCAGUUCCAACAGUUUCAAGCAUUUUUGGCAAGUUUGAAUAUUGAACGAGAGGAAAACCUUGGAGAGAGUGAUGAUCAGAAGAAUGGGGAGGAUCUAACAAGAGAUCAGUUUGAUUUACGGAAGAUUAUUGUUGUUGUUACUGCAUCUGGAAAGUUAUUUGGUUUGGAUACAAUAGAUGGUUCUAUUAUUUGGCAACAAUUUAUUCCAGACAUGGCACCAUUUGUAACAAAUGGAAAAUCUCUGUUAUAUAUGCAGAGAAGUGUCGCACAUUUCCCCCUUGUACCACAAUGUGUAGUUGUGGGAAGGUCGCAAUCAGGACAAGGUUCUGUCAUGUUUACAUUCAAUCCUUCAACUGGACAAUCUAUUGAUCCAAGAACGCCUCAUGGUGAGAGGUUACCCUACAAUAUACAUCAGACUAUGUUGUUACCAUACCAUGAUGAUAAAUUCUCCAAACUCCUCCUAGUGGUUGACACAUCCCUAAAUGCUCAUGUCUAUCCAAAUAACAAGAGAGCUCUGUCCAUUAUUAACGCCAAGUCUAAAUCAAUAUUUAUUCAUAUUGCUGAUAAAAUGGAACUGAAAGGGUAUGUUGUAAAUGCAGAGCAAAUGGCACUUGAAGAAGUUUGGAAGAUUCCUUUAUCACCUUCUGAACACAUCAUUGAUCAAAUUGUUUUUAAGAGGCUUGGUGAGCAUGUGCAUUCUCCAGGUCGGGUGUUGGGUGAUCGCAGAGUGUUGUAUAAAUAUUUAAAUCCAAACCUAAUGGCCGUUGUAACAAGAUCUCCUUCAAUCUCAAAGCCAACAGUUCAUAUUUUCCUUAUUGACUCAGUCACAGGAAAUAUAAUUCAUCAUGGACGACACAGAAAUGCUCAGGGGCCUCUUCAUGUGGUUCAUUCUGAGAACUGGAUAAUUUAUAAAUAUUACAACACAAAGGCACGGCGUCAUGAGUUAGCUGUACUUGAGUUAUAUGAGGGUUAUCAAGAACGGAACAGUACUGCAUUUUCCUCACUUGAUCCUCCUGUUUCCCCUAUGGUACUACAGCAAUCGUACAUCUUCCCCUUCAACGUAGAUUCGAUGACCACCACCAUCACCAAUGCUGGUAUCACAAAGAAAACGUUGUUAGUCGGUGUGAGUCUGGGAUAUAUUUAUUCUUUACCGAAGAUGUUUCUUGAUCCGAGGAGAAAUUUAACAGAUUCCCCAAGAUUACGAGAGGAAGGAUUAAUGCCCUACAUACCGGAGUUGCCAUUAAUGACAACUUCUUUUAUCAAUUAUAACCAAACUGUGAGCAACAUUGAAGGAAUUUACACAUCUCCCGCAGGACUUGAAUCAACAUGUUUGGUAUUUACGUAUGGUUUAGAUCUUUAUUUCACACGCGUUACCCCUUCACGUUUAUUUGAUGUUUUGAAGGAAGAUUUUGAUUAUUGGUUUAUUUCAGCCACGCUGAUCCUUUUAGCAAUCGUUACUUUAGUUUCUGCUAGGUUUGCUUCAGUAAAAGUUUUAAGACAGAUGUGGCGCUAAGGUAGUAAUUGUUUUAUUUCAUUGUUUAUCUUGAUUAUACUAAAGUAAUUAGAUUCAUGUAUAACUGGUUUUGAGGAAUAUUCGUGCUGUAUCAUACAGUAUAGGAUGUGAUGCGAUUGUGAGAAAAAAUAAACUUCCAAAAAUCCAUCCAUAUCAUUCGUUUCAUGUCCCAUUUAUCAUAUGUGGACUUACUCAUAGUGACAAAAAUACAAUCGAUUAAAUUUAACCUUUUAGUGAAUAGCGAUCAAAUAGAACACAAUUUAAAUUCUUA
Molecule: messenger RNA, 3225 nt
Organism: Dendronephthya gigantea
Lineage: Eukaryota; Metazoa; Cnidaria; Anthozoa; Malacalcyonacea; Nephtheidae
Product: ER membrane protein complex subunit 1-like
Exons: 7
Coding region: 12-2954 (980 amino acids)
Biological process (GO): protein folding in endoplasmic reticulum
Cellular component (GO): EMC complex
Molecular function (GO): protein binding
Source: RefSeq, a predicted model, not a curated record